Molecule: messenger RNA, 282 nt
Organism: Aspergillus vadensis CBS 113365
Lineage: Eukaryota; Fungi; Ascomycota; Eurotiomycetes; Eurotiales; Aspergillaceae
Exons: 2
Coding region: 1-282 (93 amino acids)
Source: RefSeq, a predicted model, not a curated record
AUGGUCCGCAUCAUGACCCUCGGACUCUUCCUCAUCAGCGCCCUCACCGCGCAGGCUUGCACAUACUGCCAGUGCGAGUUCAGCGACAGCAGUCACUGCUGCGUAUACUCGGAUGCAAGCAUCGGAGAGUUAGACUGCACCAGCAUCUGCGCCAAAGCUCAUCGGGCCGACGGCGUUAGCAAUGCCGAUGGUACAGCCGGUACUGCGUGCAAUGCUGGGGGUAAAUAUGAGUGUAUUAGUGCUAUUACAGCGCAGGGUCGGACGCCUUGCUACACUGAGUGA